Messenger RNA from Paramecium pentaurelia, 982 nucleotides. The record is from the annotation of a GenBank genome assembly. Lineage: Eukaryota; Ciliophora; Oligohymenophorea; Peniculida; Parameciidae.
AUGGAUGAUCGAAUGUCAGAAAAAUUAAGCAAAGUUGAAUCCAAUUUAAGCUUCCAUGCCAACAUUAAUAAUACUAACCUAUUGAAUGAAACAUAAGAAUUAAUUCCUACUGCUUCUAAGCUACCUCCACAAGCAUUAUGUGGUAUAUAUGUAUUAUGCUAAUUAUUACAACUAAUGAUUGGAUACUCAUUAGUUUAAAAUAUUGAUGCAAUUACUAUUGCUACAUAAAGAUGCAUUGUCAAUAUUAUUAUGACUUUGAUGUAUAUAUAAUUUUUUGACAAACGUCUUUUUCAGCUAGACUAAUCAUGCUUCAGAGUGAUUGGUGCUAUGGCAGGAUGUCAAGUUGUAGCUUCCUUAGUUGGAUUUUGGGCGAUGUAAGAUUAUUAAUGAAAUUAGGUUUUAUUUUCCAUUUUCAGAAAUAUGUGCUUUUCAUUAAUUAACUCCAGGAUAUAUAUAAGUCUUUAAUCAUUUUCUGUAUUAAGCAGGAAACUAAUUAAAUCUAGUUAUUUCUUUGAUGCAAACUCUAUCAACUUUACUAUUUGGUCAAAACUUACUAUAUGUUUUUGUUUGCCUUCUCUAACCAGUAUGUUUGGCAUUUUCUCAUGUUAUUAAAUUUCUGAUGAAUAAACAACUUCCUUUUUUCACUUUGAUGCUUUAUUAAAGUCUUUUUGGUCUACCUGUAUAUAUUUUACUAAAUCUUAUGGCUUAAGAAGUGUAAAAUAUUUUUUCUGGUGCUUAUUUUCUGUAAUAUAUUAUAUGAUCAAUUUUUAGAGAGAUAACAUUUAUGACUAUUUUAUAAAUGAUUGCCUACGUAGCUUAAAAUGAAAUUUAAGCUUAGAAGACAAUAAAAAUGUGGAUUCUACCAGGUGCAGUUACAAUAUUAUCUUUAUUUGUCUAAUUAGGAUACCAUUAAGUUGAUUUGAAUUAUGGUACUCUUUCUAUCAUUUUUAUUGUAUUUACAUCAAUUAACAAUGAGAAAUGA